GUGGCCUCGGCACGUUUCUAGGUCAACACAAGACCCACGAGACGAACAAGGGUCAUGGACAUGGGAAGCUCUUAGGGCAGCACCAGAAGAAAACUCAUGAGACAAACAAAGGUCUUAAUGGUCUUGGAAUGUUCAUUAACAAUGGAGAGAAGAAACAUAGGAGGCAAAGUGAGCACAAGAAGAAGAACAACAAGGAUGGGCAUGGCAGUGGCGAUGAGAGUGGAAGCAGCAGCGGUAGCGACAGCGACUGAAUCUGAUAUGCUUGCUCUAAAGAAAGUGAUGCUUAUAAGAGAGACUAUACAAA
This is a messenger RNA of Camelina sativa (false flax), 304 nucleotides long. The record is from RefSeq and is a predicted model, not a curated record. NCBI's taxonomy places the organism in Eukaryota, Viridiplantae, Streptophyta, Magnoliopsida, Brassicales, Brassicaceae.